This is a messenger RNA of Trematosphaeria pertusa, 693 nucleotides long. RefSeq names its product 26S proteasome non-ATPase regulatory subunit 9. The record is from RefSeq and is a predicted model, not a curated record. Gene Ontology annotation, molecular function: protein binding. Gene Ontology annotation, cellular component: nucleus; cytoplasm. Bases 1 to 693 code for a protein of 230 amino acids. Gene Ontology annotation, biological process: proteasome regulatory particle assembly. Lineage: Eukaryota; Fungi; Ascomycota; Dothideomycetes; Pleosporales; Trematosphaeriaceae. The transcript has 4 exons.
AUGGACGACAUCCACGCACCGACAGUGGCCGCGGGCCCGACGUCCGCCGGCUACUCCAAUGGCGUGCCCAAGGAGCAGCUGUCGCUGCAGGAGCUCAUCGCAGAGAAGGACCGCCUGGAGGAGGAGCUCAAAGCUCUGGGGCAGGUUUUGGACUCCCACGGCGUCAACAUGAACACCAGCCUGACCACCUUCGACGGCUUCCCGCGCGCAGACAUCGACGUCGCCCAAAUUCGGACAACGCGGGCGCGGAUAGUGCGGCUGAAGAAUGACUACAAAGACCUCAUGUCGCGCAUCGAGAAGGGUCUCCACGAGCACCACGCACGGCUUCAGGAACAAGCCCAGAACAACGCCGCAGCUCCUAGCCAAGCACUGGCAGCUCCCACCUCCGCGUCGACCGCCCUCCAAGCCCCCUUCGCAAAAGUCAACAGCAUCGUGGCAGGCAGCCCGGCGGACUCGGCUGGAUUGAAGGUUGGCGAUAGCAUAACUAAGUUUGGCUGGGUGGACUGGACAAACCACGACAAGCUGGCCCGUCUGGCCCAGGUCGUCUCGCAGAACGAAGGGCUCCCGAUAGCAGUGAAGGUGCUGCGACCGAGUCCCUCAGGCGGUCCGUCGGAACCUGUAGAGGUGCAGCUCACGCCACGGCGGAACUGGGGCGGAAGGGGAAUGUUGGGAUGCAACCUGCUUCCAGUGUAG